Messenger RNA from Corvus hawaiiensis (hawaiian crow), 16232 nucleotides. RefSeq names its product teneurin transmembrane protein 4 (gene TENM4). NCBI's taxonomy places the organism in Eukaryota, Metazoa, Chordata, Aves, Passeriformes, Corvidae. Gene Ontology annotation, biological process: heterophilic cell-cell adhesion; neuron development; signal transduction. The record is from RefSeq and is a predicted model, not a curated record. The transcript has 39 exons. Gene Ontology annotation, molecular function: protein homodimerization activity; protein heterodimerization activity; cell adhesion molecule binding. Bases 793 to 9309 code for a protein of 2838 amino acids. Gene Ontology annotation, cellular component: membrane; neuron projection.
GCUGGCAUGAAAAUAUUUCUGAGAGAUUGGACACUGUAGUCCUCCAGAUAACAUUAAUCUACUGAUGAUUCUGAAGUGAAGACGUGAUUGAUGAAGUACCAGAAACUGGUGACGUAGGAAGUUGGCUGCAUUUUCAGAGGAUUUUUUCAGACAUCCAUCUGGCUUUAUUGAGGAUGGACCUAUUUUUUUGCUUGGAAAAUAAGAUGUUCUCUGCUUCUGGCACACUGGUGAAAAUCGGUAAUUAAGGACACUGGUAAUAGUAUAUGGAUCCUGUUGGAGAUAGAGUAUCAUACAAGUAUUGGAUGAAUAGCAAACAGCCUUGCUGAUUGAGUAUCUCAGCCCAGACAAUGGGCCCCUGCCUCCAGGAGUGUGCGACUGAAAUAAAUCCACUGACUUGAGCAGCCCUGCUCCAUCGCAACCGAGAGCCGAAGCUGGUGUCCAACACACAAACUUCCAUGGAGCACAAGCCAGGGAACAGCAUACAGUGAGAAUGGCUGGACCAUUGCAGUGGCGCACUGAUUUUUGUGGAUGGUGAACACAAAAAGGGAAUUGAGAAGAGGCCACCCGAGUUAUUCUGACACAUGACUUCAGUGCUUUCUAUUCUUAGACAGAUGAGGAUCUGAAAUAUGUAGACUGAGAAUAACACAUGUCUAGGUUAAAACAGUAUCCUACAAGAAGCAUUUGAUGGAUUGUUCCUAGAUAUUUCUAAGAAGGCAACUACAAAAAGUUAUUGCAAUCUGACCAUCACACGGACGUCAUUAUUUUAAUGUUAAGUACUCAGACAAGGGUGCCAUGGAUGUAAAAGAAAGGAAACCGUAUCGAUCUUUGACUCGGCGCCGCGACACUGAGCGCCGCUACACCAGCUCUUCAGCCGAGAGUGAGGACAGCAAGGCACCCCAGAAGUCCUACAGCUCCAGUGAGACCCUGAAGGCUUAUGAUCAAGACUCCAGGCUGACCUACAGCAAUCGGGUCAAAGACAUGGUGCACCAGGAGGCUGAUGAGUUCUGCCGAGCAGGAGCCAACUUCUCUUUGCGAGAACUGGGACUUGAAGAUGUGACACCCACACACGGGACUUUGUACCGGACUGACAUCGGGCUGCCUCACUGUGGCUACUCCAUCAGUGCCGGCUCAGAUGCCGACACGGAAGCAGACGUGGUCAUGUCACCUGAGCACCCAGUGAGGCUCUGGGGACGCAACACCAAGUCCGGACGCAGCUCCUGCUUGUCAAGCCGGGCCAACUCCAACCUCACCCUCACCGACACAGAGCAUGAGAAUACUGAAACUGGUCCCCCCCUGCCCUGUUCGUCCGCCUCCUCCACCCCCCGCUCGCAGUCCCCCUCCCCUCUCCCCUCGCCGCCGGCCAAUGAGGGCCCGGGGCGGUCGCUGGGCGACGGCGCGGCCCGGGCGGCCGCGGGCUCGGACUCUGAGGAAGAGUUUGCCCCUCAGUCAUUCUUAGUUCAAAGUGGCUCUGGAAACCUGUGUGUCGCCGCCAACGAGCAUCCUCCAAAUCUUCAAAAUCAUUCAAGACUUCGAACUCCACCACCUCCAAUAUCACAUGCUCACACCCCAAAUCAGCAUCAUGCGGCCUCCAUCAAUUCCCUGAACAGAGGGAACUUCACUCCACGCAGCAACCCCAGCCCAGCUCCUACAGACCACUCUCUUUCUGGAGAACAACCAGCCACUACUCAAGAGCCAGCCCAUGCUCAGGACAGCUGGUUACUCAACAGUAACAUCCCACUGGAGACAAGAAACAUAGCAAAGCAGACAUUCCUAGAGACAUUGCAGGACAACCUCAUUGAGAUGGACAUUCUCACCUCCUCCCGACAUGACGGUGCUUACAAUGAUGGGCACUUCCUGUUCAAACCUGGAGGCACUUCUCCUCUUUUUUGUACAACGUCGCCGGGAUAUCCCCUGACGUCCAGCACUGUGUACUCACCUCCCCCUAGGCCCCUUCCCAGAAGUACCUUUUCUAGGCCUGCCUUUAACCUGAAGAAGCCCUAUAAGUACUGUAACUGGAAAUGUGCUGCUCUGAGUGCCAUUGUCAUCUCAGUCACGCUGGUGAUCCUGCUGGCCUAUUUCAUAGCCAUGCACCUGUUUGGCCUAAACUGGCACCUGCAGCCGAUGGAAGGGCAGAUGUAUGAGAUCACGGAAGACACAGCCAGCAGUUGGCCAGUGCCAACGGACGUCUCCUUAUAUCCUUCGGGGGGCACAGGGUUAGAGUUACCUGACAGGAAAGGCAAAGGAACCAGUGAAGGAAAGCCCAGUAGUUUCUUUCCAGACGACAGUUUUAUAGACUCCGGAGAAAUUGACGUAGGCAGACGAGCCACACAGAAGAUCCCUCCUGGUAUCUUUUGGAGAUCUCAGGUGUUCAUCGACCACCCAGUGCAUCUGAAAUUCAAUGUUUCUUUAGGAAAGGCUGCUCUGGUUGGCAUCUAUGGCAGAAAAGGACUCCCACCAUCACACACACAGUUUGACUUUGUUGAGCUCCUUGAUGGAAGACGUCUGCUGACACAGGAGGCAAGAAGCUUGGAAGGACCUCAGCGGCAGCACAGAGCUUUUGUGCCCUUGGCCAGCCACGAGACAGGAUUUAUCCAGUAUUUAGAUUCAGGAAUAUGGCAUUUAGCCUUCUACAAUGAUGGCAAGGAAUCGGAAGUGGUUUCUUUCCUUACUACUGCUAUUGAAUCAGUGGAUAACUGUCCCAGUAAUUGCUAUGGGAAUGGAGACUGCGUGUCUGGGACUUGCCAUUGCUUCCUUGGCUUUCUGGGCCCUGACUGUGGCAGAGCGUCCUGCCCGGUGCUGUGCAGUGGGAAUGGGCAGUACAUGAAAGGAAGGUGCUUAUGCCAUAGUGGCUGGAAGGGAGCAGAGUGUGAUGUCCCAACCAACCAGUGCAUUGAUGUCUCCUGCAAUAACCACGGCACAUGCAUCAUGGGCACCUGUAUCUGCAACCCAGGAUACAAAGGCGAGAGCUGUGAAGAAGUGGACUGCAUGGAUCCUACCUGCUCGGGACGAGGCGUGUGCGUACGAGGAGAAUGUCACUGUUCGGUUGGCUGGGGAGGAACAAAUUGUGAGACCCCAAGAGCCACGUGUCUGGAUCAGUGCUCCGGCCAUGGGACCUUCCUCCCGGAUACUGGACUCUGCAGCUGCGAUCCCAACUGGACUGGCCACGACUGCUCAAUCGAGAUUUGUGCAGCGGACUGCGGAGGACAUGGCAUUUGCGUCGGAGGCACCUGCCGCUGCGAGGAGGGCUGGAUGGGCACAGCCUGUGAUCAGCGAGCGUGUCACCCACGCUGCAAUGAGCACGGCACCUGCCGGGAUGGCAAGUGUGAAUGCAGCCCGGGCUGGAACGGAGAGCACUGCACUAUUGCUCACUAUCUGGAUAAGGUAGUGAAAGAGGGAUGCCCUGGCUUGUGCAACGGCAAUGGCAGAUGCACUCUGGACAUGAACGGCUGGCACUGUGUCUGCCAGCUGGGCUGGAGAGGAGCAGGCUGUGACACUUCCAUGGAGACGGCAUGUGGCGAUGGGAAAGACAACGAUGGAGAUGGCCUGGUGGAUUGCAUGGACCCAGACUGCUGCUUGCAGCCACUGUGCCACGUUAAUGCGCUGUGCCUGGGCUCCCCGGACCCCCUGGAUAUCAUCCAGGAGACGCAAGCCCCCAUCUCCCAGCAGAGCUUGCACUCCUUUUAUGAUCGAAUCAAGUUCCUGAUUGGCAAGGACAGCACUCACAUCAUCCCAGGGGACAAUCCUUUUGAAGGCGGACAUGCAUGUGUGAUUCGAGGCCAGGUGAUGACAGCAGAUGGGACCCCUCUAGUUGGAGUGAACAUCAGCUUUGUCAACAAUCCUCUGUUUGGAUACACAAUCAGUAGACAAGAUGGCAGCUUUGAUCUUGUUACCAUUGGUGGAAUCUCCAUUAUCCUGCACUUUGAGCGGGCUCCCUUCAUCACCCAGGAGCACACGCUGUGGUUGCCGUGGGAUCGCUUCUUUGUGAUGGAAACCAUAGUCAUGAGGCACGAAGAGAAUGAGAUCCCAAGCUGUGACCUCAGUAACUUCGCCCGGCCCAACCCUGUGGUCUCCCCAUCUCCUCUGACAGCUUUUGCAACUUCCUGCUCAGAGAAAGGUCCUAUUGUUCCUGAGAUCCAGGCUCUACAAGAGGAGAUUAAUGUUUCCGGCAGUAAAAUAAAAGUGAGUUACCUGAGCAGUCGCACAGCUGGCUACAAAUCAGUGCUGCGGAUCAGCAUGACCCACCCCACCAUCCCCUUCAACCUCAUGAAAGUCCACCUCAUGGUGGCCGUCGAGGGACGCCUCUUCAGAAAGUGGUUUGCAGCAGCUCCAGACCUGUCCUACUAUUUCAUCUGGGACAAGACAGAUGUCUACAGCCAGAAGGUGUAUGGGCUCUCAGAAGCCUUCGUUUCAGUAGGUUAUGAGUAUGAAUCCUGUCCAGACUUAAUCCUGUGGGAGAAGAGGACAGCUGUUCUUCAGGGUUAUGAAAUCGAUGCUUCCAAACUUGGAGGAUGGUCCCUGGACAAACACCAUGCCCUCAACAUACAAAGUGGAAUCUUGCAUAAAGGAAACGGGGAAAACCAGUUCAUUUCCCAGCAGCCGCCUGUAAUUGGGAGCAUUAUGGGCAAUGGCCGCAGACGUAGCAUUUCUUGUCCAAGCUGCAAUGGUCUGGCAGAUGGGAACAAACUCCUGGCUCCUGUUGCCCUAACCUGUGGGUCUGAUGGAAGUCUUUAUGUUGGAGAUUUCAACUACAUCCGAAGGAUCUUCCCCUCUGGCAAUGUCACCAACAUACUGGAGCUGAGAAAUAAAGAUUUCAGACAUAGCCACAGCCCAGCUCAUAAGUAUUACUUGACCACAGAUCCUAUCACCGGCUCCAUCUACCUCUCUGACACCAACAGCCGACGUAUCUAUAAAAUCAAGUCAACCACAUCAGUGAAAGACAUUGUGAAGAACUCAGAGGUCUUGGCUGGAACUGGGGAUCAGUGCCUCCCGUUCGAUGAUACCCGCUGUGGAGAUGGAGGCAAAGGCACUGAUGCCACCCUUACAAAUCCCAGGGGCAUCACCGUGGACAAGUUUGGGCUGAUUUACUUUGUGGAUGGCACCAUGAUCAGGCGGAUUGAUCAGAAUGGGAUCAUCUCAACUGUGUUGGGUUCCAAUGACUUGACGUCUGCUCGGCCUCUCAGCUGUGACUCUGUUAUGGACAUUUCUCAGGUUCGUCUGGAAUGGCCCACGGAUCUAGCGGUGAAUCCCAUGGAUAAUUCGCUCUACGUGCUCGACAAUAAUGUUGUGCUGCAGAUCUCUGAGAACCACCAAGUGCGCAUUGUGGCAGGGAGGCCCAUGCACUGCCAGGUGCCAGGCAUGGAUCACUUUCUCCUCAGCAAGGUGGCAAUCCACGCCACGCUGGAGUCUGCCACCGCCCUGGCCGUGUCCCAUAACGGGGUCCUGUACAUCGCUGAGACCGACGAGAAGAAGAUCAACCGCAUCAGGCAGGUCACCACCAACGGGGAGAUCUCCCUCGUCGCCGGCGCCCCGAGCAGCUGCGACUGCAAGAACGAUGCCAACUGUGACUGCUUCUCAGGGGAUGACGGCUACGCCAAGGACGCCAAGCUCAACGCGCCGUCCUCCCUCGCCGUGUGUGCAGAUGGGGAGCUGUACGUCGCUGACCUGGGGAAUAUCCGAAUCCGUUUCAUUCGGAAAAACAAACCAUUCCUCAACACACAGAAUCUCUAUGAGUUAUCCUCACCCAUAGACCAGGAGCUCUACUUGUUUGACACCAGUGGGAAGCACCUUUAUACUCAGAGCCUUACCACUGGAGAUUAUCUUUACAAUUUCACUUACUCUGGAGAUGGAGAUAUAACCCUGAUCACUGACAAUAAUGGCAACUUAGUCAAUAUCCGAAGAGAUUCCACAGGGAUGCCCCUCUGGCUGGUGGUGCCUGAUGGCCAAGUCUACUGGGUGACAAUUGGUACCAACAGUGCUCUCAAGAGUGUGACAACACAGGGGCAUGAAGUAGCCAUGAUGACUUACCAUGGCAACUCUGGUCUCCUUGCCACUAAAAGCAAUGAAAAUGGUUGGACAACAUUUUAUGAAUAUGACAGCUUUGGCCGCCUGACCAACGUGACCUUCCCUACUGGCCAAGUGAGCAGCUUCCGCAGCGAUACCGACAGCUCCGUGCAUGUCCAGGUGGAAACCUCCAGCAAGGAUGAUGUUACAAUAACAACCAAUUUGUCAGCAUCAGGGGCCUUCUACACCCUGCUCCAAGACCAAGUCCGAAACAGCUACUACAUCGGUGCUGACGGCUCCCUCAGACUGAUGCUUGCCAACGGCAUGGAGGUGGCCCUGCAGACUGAGCCACAUCUGCUGGCUGGCACUGUCAACCCCACAGUGGGGAAGAGGAAUGUCACCCUGCCCAUCGACAACGGCCUCAAUCUCGUGGAGUGGAGGCAGAGGAAGGAGCAAGCAAGAGGACAGGUCACUGUCUUUGGACGUCGGCUGAGGGUUCACAACAGAAACCUGCUGUCCCUUGACUUUGAUCGUGUGACAAGGACUGAGAAAAUCUAUGAUGACCACCGCAAGUUCACGCUCCGCAUCCUCUACGACCAGGCAGGAAGGCCCAGUCUCUGGUCACCCAGCAGCAGACUGAAUGGGGUCAAUGUCACCUAUUCCCCAGGAGGACACAUUGCAGGAAUUCAGAGGGGCACGAUGUCAGAAAGGAUGGAGUAUGAUCAGUCUGGCAGAAUUACAUCCAGAAUCUUCGCUGAUGGUAAAUCAUGGAGCUACACCUACUUGGAGAAGUCCAUGGUGCUGCUCCUUCACAGCCAGAGACAGUACAUCUUUGAGUUUGACAAGAAUGACCGGUUGUCAUCAGUGACCAUGCCCAACGUUGCCCGUCAGACUUUGGAAACCAUUCGUUCCAUUGGUUACUACAGGAACAUCUACCGGCCACCAGAAGGCAAUGCCUCAGUGAUUCAGGACUUCACAGAGGAUGAGCAGCUCCUCCACACUUUGUACUUGGGCACGGGGAGGCGUGUCAUCUACAAAUAUGGGAAGUUGUCCAAGUUAGCCGAGAUGCUCUACGACACCACAAAGAUCAGUUUCACUUAUGACGAAACUGCGGGCAUGCUGAAGACCAUAAACUUGCAGAAUGAAGGGUUCACCUGCACAAUCAGGUACAGACAGAUAGGACCCCUCAUUGACCGACAGAUUUUCCGCUUCACUGAGGAGGGCAUGGUGAAUGCACGCUUUGACUAUAACUAUGACAACAGCUUCCGGGUGACCAGCAUGCAAGCGGUCAUCAACGAGACGCCUUUGCCUAUUGAUCUCUACAGGUAUGAUGAUGUGUCAGGCAAAACCGAGCAAUUCGGUAAAUUUGGGGUCAUUUACUACGACAUCAACCAGAUUAUCACCACUGCUGUCAUGACCCACACUAAACAUUUUGAUGCCUAUGGCAGGAUGAAGGAGGUCCAGUAUGAGAUAUUCCGGUCUCUCAUGUACUGGAUGACUGUGCAGUACGACAACAUGGGGAGAGUGGUUAGGAAAGAGCUGAAGGUUGGCCCUUACGCAAAUACGACUCGUUACUCAUAUGAAUAUGAUGCUGAUGGCCAGUUGCAGACUGUGUCUAUCAAUGACAAACCUCUCUGGCGUUACAGCUAUGACCUAAAUGGAAACCUCCAUCUGUUGAGUCCAGGGAAUAGUGCCCGCCUUACACCACUCAGGUAUGACCUCAGGGAUAGGAUUACUAGACUGGGGGAUGUGCAGUACAAAAUGGAUGAAGAUGGCUUCCUGAAGCAAAGGGGCAAUGAUAUUUUUGAGUACAAUUCAGCUGGCCUGCUCAUCAAAGCCUACAAUAAAGCGAGUGGGUGGAGUGUGAAGUACCGCUAUGAUGGCCUGGGAAGGAGAGUCUCCAGCAAAACCAGCCAUGGCCAUCACUUGCAGUUCUUCUACGCAGAUCUGAGCAACCCAACCAAGGUCACCCAUUUGUACAACCACUCGAGCUCCGAGAUCACCUCCCUAUAUUAUGACCUCCAAGGCCACCUCUUUGCGAUGGAGCUCAGCAGCGGUGAUGAAUUCUACAUAGCCUGUGACAACAUUGGCACUCCUCUGGCUGUCUUCAGUGGGACUGGCUUAAUGAUCAAGCAGAUACUGUACACAGCAUAUGGGGAGAUCUAUAUGGACACCAAUCCCAACUUCCAGAUCAUCAUCGGCUACCAUGGAGGACUGUAUGAUCCACUCACAAAACUUAUCCACAUGGGGCGGAGAGACUACGACGUGCUAGCAGGUCGCUGGACAAGUCCAGACCACGAUAUGUGGAAGCAUCUGAGUAGCAAUAACAUAAUGCCUUUCAACCUGUAUAUGUUCAAAAACAACAACCCCAUUAGCAAUUCUCAGGAUAUCAAAUGUUACAUGACAGAUGUCAACAGUUGGCUGCUCACCUUCGGGUUCCAGCUGCACAAUGUCAUCCCAGGCUACCCCAAGCCAGACAUGGAUGCAAUGGAGCCAUCCUAUGAGCUAAUCCACACACAGAUGAAAACCCAAGAAUGGGACAAUAGCAAGUCCAUUUUGGGGGUCCAAUGUGAAGUGCAGAAGCAGCUGAAGGCCUUUGUCACCCUGGAGCGCUUUGAGCAAAUCUACAGUUCCAGCAUCGCUGGGUGCCAGCACGUCAAGAAGAACAAGAACUUUGCUUCUGGAGGCUCCAUCUUUGGCAAGGGCGUAAAGUUCGCCAUGAAGGACGGGCGCGUGGCCACUGACAUCAUCAGCGUGGCUAACGAGGAUGGCCGGAGGAUUGCAGCCAUCCUGAACAAUGCCCACUACCUGGAGAACUUGCACUUCACCAUUGACGGGGUGGACACACACUAUUUCAUUAAGCAGGGGCCGUCGGAGGGCGACCUGUCCAUCCUAGGCCUCAGCGGCGGGCGGAGGACCCUGGAGAACGGCGUGAAUGUGACAGUGUCCCAGAUCAACACAGUGCUGAGUGGGAGGACUAGACGCUACACGGACAUCCAGCUCCAGUACGGCGCAUUGUGUCUAAACACGCGCUACGGGACCACCUUGGAUGAGGAGAAGGCACGCGUUCUGGAGCUGGCCCGGCAGCGCGCUGUCACCCAAGCUUGGUCCCGGGAACAGCAGAGACUGCGGGAUGGGGAGGAGGGUAUUCGCUCGUGGACAGAAGGGGAGAAGCAACAAGUGCUAAACACAGGCCGGGUACAGGGCUACGAUGGCUAUUUUGUGAUCUCAGUGGAGCAGUACCCUGAACUCUCAGACAGCGCCAACAACAUCCACUUCAUGAGACAGAGCGAAAUGGGCAGAAGGUGACAGAGAGGGUCAAUGCGGUGACUUCUUGCCAAAGACAGCUACUCUUUUGUGGCCACUUACCUGACUGUGUUGUACUCAAUCCUUUUUCUAAACUGAACAAGGUGGGGGGGGAGGAAAAUAGCAAGAAAAGGAAUAAUACAGUUGCACUGUAACUCAUGCAACAUACUUUUUUCCCUCUUUAAUUUGGCCUUCACGUGUUUUUUGCAAUGAACAGAAGGUAUGUUUUGCCGUAGUGUGAUCACAGUGAAAUUUAUUGUCUCCUGUCCUUUUUUCUGGGUUUUGUUUUGUUUUGUUUUUUUGUUCUUUUCCCCCCUCUUUGUGAGGAAUUUGAAGUGGGGAGUCAUCAACGUAUGUCCUUAGGUGUAAGUGCGAAAUGGGUGUCUGUGCUAACUUGUGUCAUCCUAACCCUUUCUGACUUGGGGCAGGGGCAUAGCCUUCCGCCUGGAACAGGGGGAGCCCAUGGCGUGCCAGAGACCUCUUCCCAGAAAGAAAGGAGAUGGAAGACGACACUGAUUCUGAUACUCUGAAAGUGAUCGUGCAAAUCACGUGCCUCAAAAGAGACCUUACCAGUAGUUUUCACAUUUCACUUGGGACAUAAAGUGUUUCUUUGGGAGCUCCUGCUGAGCAGAAGUAGAUUAUAGAGGCAAAGGAGCUGAUUAUAUUACCUUGCAAGAUGAUUCUCUUCCUUCCUGAACUGGAAUAAAAAAAGAAAAAAAAACAGUCUUUUUUCAUUAUGAGAGUAGAUACUUCUUGGGGUUUUUUGUGUGUGCGCAAAUCCUGGUUUUAGUUAAAUAACCUAGCAAAAGCCAAGAAAAGGGACUCCUGCUCUAUUGAGAAAAGCUAAAAUAAAUUCUCUCUCAUACAUAGAGCUGUUCUAUAGGUGGAUUUAAUGCACCCAUGUUGUACAUUUGCUAAUGGCAUAACUUCAUUAAAUGUAUAGUGUUUCAGUACAUGAGGCUACGUGUUUAACAGUCCACUGUGCUGUAUCUGAUAAAACCAGUUAAUUUUUAGGAAGCUGAUUUGAAUUUAAAAGUAGUUAUAGUAUCCCAGUGACAUACCACUGAAAAUUAGAGCCAAACCCUGCUUUUCCUGAUUCUGGAGCUUGUAUUUAUUGGCUGGGAAAUGCAGUUUGGAGUAGCAUGCUGGCAAGUCGUUUAUGACUAUGGCAGAUAAAUGUCUCCUGGGGACUUUGGCAGCAGGGAUUUUAAAAUGUUUAAUAAGUAGCAACAGCUUGUGCGUGGUGGGACAAGAAGGAGAAUAUUGAAAUCAACCCUCUCACUGUUUCUUGCACGAGCUCGAAUUUAACGGAGAGCCCAGUUGACUGUUAGCAGUGAUGAGGGGGAGGUUGAAUGGAAAUGCCCACUACAGAGAGGACCAAGUGCUUUAACGAGAAACUGCUGACAAAGUUGCUCGGCAUACUAAUGUAAUUUGUAUUCACAUAACCUCUGUGCUCUGGUAUUUGCAAGAGUCCUUGAAAUUCAAGGGAGCAAGGAGAUGAGCUCAGCAUCCUCUUCCCCGCCUGAAGCAGUCCUGUACUGUUCCUGCAGGCAGAAGUGUUACCCCACCUCUCAGCGGAGCUCUGGCUGGAGGUGGCCAACCCUGGUCCCAGAUAGGUGUCUCUGUCACACUGACACCUGCACGUAUCCUGACUCUAAGAGCUCUCUUGUGUCUCUGGGAACAGCUCAGUCCUGAUUUUUCUUUUUUUUAUUCCAUCCACUUUGGCUUUUCCCAGUUCUGCAGAGAGAUAACCCGAGAUGUGCAAGUCCAUGCCAAGGCUGUUUCCUUACUCGGAGUCCUACAAUGCACCUGUGUAUUCAGAGGCAGCUCUUCUGCACUCAUGCCACCACCACUGCCAUCCUCCAGCACAGAGUGACACUCCUCAGCAGGAUCUCACCCCCAGAUACAGCGGGAGCGUGUGUUGGCCGUGCAGUCCUCGAGCAGCGAAACAUUGGCAGCCCUGGUGCUCUCACGGUUUCUCCAUAGAUGCCGGCUGCCAGCUCCGUCUGCCUUGCCUGUCUGUUCCUGGGUGCUUGCCAGGAGGAAGGUGAUGGGAUGGAUAUUCCCCUAACAGACUGUUCCUCCUUCAGUUCUGAAUCCCUAAUACCUUUGGCUGCAUGGCCGUGACCAAGCGGUAUGGGUUUGAUUUUCUGGUCGUCUCUCCUGCUUGCAGCAAGGGUGAUGAUGCUGGUGCUGUGUCCUGGCUCUGUACUCUGAACCACCCCUUGCAGCACACAGCCUUUAUUACUUUGGCAGGAGUGAACCACAGGGAGCUGGAAAGGGUAUCCAGUUCUGGCAGAGCCAGGUGGGAGAAGACAUGUUGGCCAGACCCACUCCAGGCUUUGGCAAGGGCGCAGUUGCUUUGGCAGCUGCCUGCCAGGGAUGGUUAAAAGGCCAUGGCAUUGCCACCUGUAUGGCUGGUAUGAAGCACUUGGUAAGCCUGGGUUGCCCUGAGGAUGCACUUGUGGGGGUUAGGGGCACUGUUAGCCAAACCAGCAGUAGACACCUACUCGAAGGAAGCAGCACCUUCUUCCCAGUGCUGUCCAGCUCCCUGCUUCCCCCUCUCCAAGUCACACUAGGGACAAAUCCCACUUAGAACCUCAAACUUAGGAUGGCUGAGAGUGUCUAAAACAGCGUGAAUGGAGCAAAAACAGACCUGCAGGAAGCUGGGUCAAAAGGUAUGAACCCCUGGUAAAGACCAGCAGGGCAGAGAGAGCUCGAUGUGCCUCCCCUUUACACUGCCCCACUCCCAGCAGCUCCAAAGAGAAGUGGUGCUUCUGUAUCCAUCCCCAUCCAUGUGUUACAAUGCUAAGAGGAGCAGUGCAAGAGUAAAUGGGUCAUGUUUCCAUGGAGCCAAGAAAAGGGAUUCGAGUGUAAAAUAUUCCUACUGGAACCCUGCCAGCCUGAGAUGGCACCUCUACAGCCUUACGCAGACUCUUCAGGUUAUUACAUGAGCUAAUGACUUUGAAGAGUUCACCCAUUUUUCAAGAGUCUCCCCGUCCUGCCGUGCACGUCCAGCAUGCCCAGAGCCAGGAGCCAUCCUGCUCUGUUCCAUGGCCAAGGCAAGACCCUCAGGUUGCAUUUCUCUGCAUCGUCAAGCAGCACCAGGAUGUGACUGCACCUCUCUGCCUGCCAGGUCCAUGACGGUCUUCUCCUGGGCCUGCACCCGGUGUGGGAACUAUGGACAUUGUGUCAAAAAGGGAAAAAAAUAUAUAUGUAAAAGUAUAUAUAUGUAUAUGUUGCUCCUUUCUAUCAAAACAAAAACUUAAAAGGGAUGUCUGUCUAAUGUUGGGGACAAACCUGGCCAAAGAUAGCUACUACAUUCCUGAAUCCUCAGCCUCUGUGAAAGCUUUCCACUUCACCUAGAUGGCAAAACAAGAACAUUUUCAGUCCUGAAGCCCUAAAUUUACCCCUUCAUUAGUGAAAAAUGCUUUUUCCUACAGGAUGUCAAGUGCAUUUCUCUGGAAUGGGCUGUGAACACAAAGAGUUGUGCCCUCAUCAAGGAUCUGCACUUGGCUAUCCACAAGCAUUUCCACUCUAUUGAUGGCCCCAUUGCCCCUUCCCAUUCUUUUUGUUGUCCCUUCUGCCACCCUAUGGGGCCUUUCUGGCUGCCUGACCCUUUGUGUGCAGGAGUGUAGUAAUUCAUUGCUUCCAUAGGACUGGAAGGUCCUGGGUGCAAAUCCCACAGCACUAACUCCCUAUCACAGGAUCAGAGAAUGGUUUGGGUUGGAAGGGACCUUAAAGAUCAUCUCUCUCCGACCCCCUGCCAUGGGCAGGGACACCUUCCACUAGACCAGGUUGCUCAAAGCCCCAUUCAACCUGGCCUUGAACACUUCCAGGGAUGGGGCAGCCACAACUUCUCUUGGCAACCUGUGCCGGUGCCUCACCAUGGUCACAGGAAAGAAUUUCUUUCUAAUACCUAACCUGCUCUCUCUAUUUGAAGCCAUUCCCCCUUGUCCUGUCACUCCAUGCCCUUGUCCAAAGUCCCUCUCCAGUUCUCUUGGAGCCCAUUAGGCACUGGAAGGGUCUCUAAGGCCUUCCCAGAGUCUUCUCUAGGCUAAGCACUCCCCGCUCUCUCAGCCUGUCUCCGUAGCAGAGGUGCUCCAGCCCUCCAAGCAUCUUAGUGGCCUCCUCUGGACUUGCUCCAACAGAUCAACAUCUUUCUUGUGUUGUGGGCCCCAGAGCUGGACACAACACUCCAGGUGGGAUCUGGUUAGGGCAGAGCAGAGGGGCAGAAUCCCCUCCCUCACUCUGCUGCCCACGCUGCUAGUGAUACAGCCAGGACUGGUUGGCUUUCUGAGCUGUGAGUGCACAUUGAUGGGUCAUGUUGUUCUUCUCACCCAAUAACACCCCCAAGUUUUUCUGCCUAGGGCUGCACUCCAUCCAUUCUCUGCCCAGCCUAUAUUUGUGCUUGGGAUUGCCCCAGCUGAACUUCAUGAGGUUCACACAGGCCCACCACUCAGGCUUGUCAAGGUCCCUCUGGAUGGCAUCCCUUCCCUCCAGCGUGUCAACUAUUGCUCCAGAUGCCAUUUCAAAGGCCCAUUCAAAGGCAUGGCAGACCAUCUCCUGGGGAAAAUGUCACUGUGCUUUAAGUCUCAAGUGCUUUAAGGUAUGAUUUUGAGCAGUCGUUUUUUUCUUGACUUGCAAAAAGAGGGCUCAGCCCUCACCGAAAGGAGUUCCCCAUCAAAGUAGGUGUAACUUCACGUACUUUCAACUCCGGUCUUGUCUCCAGUCCAAAGGGUGGUGAGAAGGAUCCUGAGCAAAUCUUACAGCUCAGAGGAGAAAAUCCAGUGCUCUGGAGCAGGAGCUGCGUCUCUCAGAGCAGUAAGGAGCAACAGCUCAAGUCUUCAGUAGCUGGAGCUGGUACUGAAACAUGCUCCAUUUUAAGGGACAACAGUGAUGGGACCUACAUGGUGUGGCAUCCAACAUGAGCAGUGCCAUGAGGACUCUGCAGCUGAAAAACAUCCUGUGUGCUCAGCCCAAGGGGAGAGGAGCAAGACUAAUUAGGCAUCACGAGAAAUGCCACAUUUGUUUCCUCUGAGAUCUUUAUUUUUUUUCCCUUUCAUCUGAAGAUUGGCACUUGGAAAAAUCAUUAAGCAGCGGUGACCGGAGGGAAUCAUGGAGCUCAUCAUAUCUUUGUCAUCACAGCUAUUGAUCAGAGCCACAGUGAAAAUGGGCCAACAACACUAAACAGCACCAGGCGAGGGCCGAUGAGAUGAAGGUCAUUAAGAGCCCGGUGCUUGAUUCAGGUUUAGAAGACACAGAUGACUGGGAGCAGUCCCUGAGACACCAUUUGCCCGUAACUUAGGAACAGUGAGGGAUUUCUGUAAUAUAUCUGUAGUUGCUUUAUUGAGCGUAGGGACCGGCAUGAGAUUCUGCUCAGUCUAUUACACAGACAGUGUAACCAGAAUAAAUCAAAAUUGUUCAAAAAAAAAAAAUCUAAUAAAGUACUUUUUCAGCUGUGACUUGUAAGUGUCACCGUGAUGGAUGGCAGCGCAAUCCAUUAUGCAAAGACAAGGUUCUUAACAUGAAAUUUUAGCAUUCAACUUUACGAUUUACAGAGAGGGCCCCCCUCAUAUUUACGGCACAGCAGUCUGUUGUGAUUCAAUCUCUGCGUAAUUGAAACCACGGCCAGGGAUCACGGAUCUGUGGCUGCUUUUUAAAAGGGGAGGAGAAAUGACUGCCUAUAACAUUAAUAAUGGAGCUAGGGAGAUCGCUUUGCUUGUUAAAUCUUACUCACUUUACCUCCUUGCCCUGGUGGCACUGCCAACUUGGUGAAUAUGGACACUGUGCCUCCAUGCCAGGGAUGCGUUUGAUGGAAUAAAAUCUGGCUGCCAUGUGGCCAGCAGCAUCCUCCAUCCCACGGUGAGCAUGGCCUGGGGCAUUUUUGCUCCUGUUGCUACAGUCCUCCACAGGACAAGCUAGCUUUUCAGUACCUCUUUUUGUUAUAAUCACUCAUUUUAUUAUGAUCACUAAAUAGUCCCCCGUUACACCAAAGAAUGUUCAUGAGUUUUGUAAAAAUAAAAAAAACCCCACAGCUUUCUUGUGUUUGCUUCUUUUUGGUUUUUUGUUUGUUUUGGGGUUGGUUUUUUUUCAUCUCUUGAAUAUAUUUAAAUAAAAUUACUUGCGACUGCAGAGCAAGCUUCAAACAGACACCACAGGGACACAUAGGGCCCUGUCCAGUACCCCCUUCUCACUCCUGGAUGAAGGGCUGUUGCAUGUCCUGGGGGCCAUUUCCUGUCGCAGUUUUCCAUCCUGUGCCACCCCAACCAAAAACAACCCAGCCCACCCAAGGGAAACCUUUUGUGUUUCUUUCCUGCUCUCCUUUAAUUACCAUUAAACUUUGUGUUCCUGACCAAGUGUUACAUAGCUCAGCUGUUAACUCCCAUUCCAGAGGUCAGUGCUUUCUGGGGAGCAUAGAAAACCACAAAUGAAAAUUAACUAAAAGUAUAUAUACAUACAUACAUAUAAUUUUUUUUCCUUAGAGAUGGAAACUGUUCAAGCAAACAAUAAAACUUUCAAAAAAGAAAAUUAAAGUGUUUGGGCAGUUCGCAGAUGUUAUUGAAAUAACCAAUCAAAGAAUCACACUUUUCUAUUAAAAAGAAAAAUGUUUAUUUUGUGAGAGGACUUCUAAUGCAGCUCCAGCCGAGAAGAGGACUUUGUAUCAAAGCUGCAUCUGUAAGCCCAGCACUGAAGACUCUUGUCAUUACCCUGUGUAAUAAUUUUCCUGAAGUCUGGAACUAAUUUUUUGAGAAAUUUUUUUUCUCGAUACUUUGUGUUUCUAAUACUGUAUUCUUGACUGUGUAAAUACAACCAGGCUGUAAAUAAGUGCAGAUGUAGAUACCUUCUAGAAAAAAAAAAGCAAACAGACAGAAAUGACCAUGUGUAGCCUUCAGUGACAAAUAAAAGAAUAUUUUGUGUUUAAA